AUGCGCCUCCCCGCCUCUUCCGGCGCGUUCCCCGCCGUACGACAGCGCCAUGGCGGUGUUCCACGAUGAGGUGGAGAUCGAAGACUUCGAGUACGAUGAGGAGACGGAGACGUACAGCUACCCGUGCCCCUGCGGGGACCGCUUCCUCAUCACGCGGGAGGAUCUGGAGAACGGAGAGGACGUGGCCACCUGCCCCAGCUGCUCCCUCAUCCUGCGCGUCAUCUAUGACCAGGAACAGUUCAUGCGUGAUGAAGUCAUUGCAGAACCUUUGACAAACAAGGAACUGGUAAAGUGCUGAUGAAUCCAUCAUGAACUGUUGCUGCUUUAACAUAAGGAAAUUAUGGGAAUGACAAUUUUGGGAAGAGACAUUUUGCUCCGCCUGGAAGUUCUUGCUGCUGUGGGAAACACGUGCAAUAAUUGUCUGUCUUAAUAACUUGUAAAAGAAUUUUCUGGGACAUCAACAUAAGUUUUGUUUUGUUUUGUUUUCAAUAGGGUUAAGCAUUUUAUUAGUAUUUUUUGGGACACAUACUCUAGAAGACCUGCACUAUGAUCGUAAUUGACUUCAAAUCAAUAUGCAGAGGAUGUGUACAGAGUUUUACUCUGAAAUUAGAACAGUUAUUUAGCAGUAAUUUCUUAGACACUAUGCAGAGAAGUUCAGUAUGUUUAGUGUGUGUAUACCAGCAUGAAAUGGCAGAGAGCUGAAAUGUUGAGAGAUGAAUUUAGAAAUCAAUAGGACUCCGUGGUUCUGUAUGGUGCUGUACAGAGUUGAAGUUUUGAUGGAACUUGCUAUCUAUCUCCUUGGUUUUGUGCCCUCAUAUUCCCAGCAUAUACUGAGUAUGGGGAAAAUAAUGAGGUCCAGAACCAGUUCUGCUGGUAAAUUGUUUUUACUCCUGUGAGUGUAAGGAAAGUGCCAUUGUAUUCAUAACUUGUGGGUGAAACACGCGAGCAGACAGCUUUGGUAGCUGUAUCAAAUGGGUAUCUGACAUAAUGAUUUACACUUGUGUGAAAUUAAACAGAAGAAAACAACAUUUUUUUGUACCCCUGUACAGUUAGUAAUGUGUGAAUGAACUUGAAUUCAAAGUGGAUUCUUAUUUACCCGUAUGUUCUCUCUCACGCUGUGGUUUGACUCUUGCAGCAAACAUAAAAUGGCUGUGGUUGUCUGUUCUGUUUGUAAUACCACAAUUUCUGAAUAUUAAGUCUUGUUUUGUUGGGUUCUGUCAUUUCCUAGAUAAGAGAUGCACACAGUUCACUUUAUUCAAAAAUGAAAUGUUUUUAGGACAGAAGAAAGUUGCAAGAAUAUGCUCCAAAGUACCGUGGUUCCAAGACUACUUCUUGAUUUACAGGCCACUGCACUUAAGAAUUUACUUAAAAUGGUGAUAAUUUGUAUGUUUUAGUAGGUUGUGACAUCUGUGAAGCCUUGGGAAAAGUAUUUGUGCAGCAUUUGUAUCAUGAUUUCACUCCAGGCACAAGAGAUAAGCAAGUCUCACUGAUGUCUCGGAUUUAAGUAUUUUUGUACUUACAACAUUCUGUGAAUGUUGGAAAUGAUCCUUCAAAUUACUUUUUAACACAAAAGGCAGAAGCUGACACCUGUCAGCCAGAAGUUUUGAAGGCAAUAUGCACAACCCGAAUUGUUUUUGUGCUUAACCACCAGGUGGCACUCCUGCCACUUAAAUGUCCGUGCUUCAGAGAAUGCUGUGGGAAUUUGGCUAGCUGAAAAUAUUUAUUUUGACUUAUGCUUAAAUAAAGAUGUUUAAAACUGCA
This is a messenger RNA of Lagopus muta (rock ptarmigan), 1761 nucleotides long. It is a transcript of the gene DPH3, whose product is annotated as diphthamide biosynthesis 3. Gene Ontology annotation, biological process: protein histidyl modification to diphthamide. NCBI's taxonomy places the organism in Eukaryota, Metazoa, Chordata, Aves, Galliformes, Phasianidae. Gene Ontology annotation, molecular function: metal ion binding. The transcript has 3 exons. The record is from RefSeq and is a predicted model, not a curated record. The coding region runs from base 50 to 298 and encodes 82 amino acids.